AUGGAUGACAAGAAGCUGGAGUCUCAAGUGAAGUCGUCCGCCGAUGGGGACGUCUCGGCCGGGGAGACAAUGGUGCUGUCCAAAGACGAGCAGCACCUGGCGAAGCUGGGGUACAAACAAGAGUUCUUCCGCCACCUGGGGCUCUUCGAGAACUGGUCCGCAACAUACAUCACGAUGAACUUCGUCUCGGGCCUGCCGGUGCUUUUCGGCUUCGCCAUGUACACCGGCGGGCCCAAGGCCGCAUUCGCAAACUGGACCAUGAUCGGAGGAUUGUCUUUCAUCGUCUCGCUAGCCAUGGCCGAGAUCGCAGCCGCCUUCCCGACGGCCGGGGGCAUCUACUUCUGGAGCUACCGCCUCGGCGGCAAGCGGUACGGCCGCCUGCUGAGCUGGAUGACGGCGUGGUGGAACUGGGUGGGCUGGGUCUGCGUCGUGCCCGGCGUGCAGCAGGGGUCUACCAAUUUCCUGCUCAGCGCCCUGGAGAUCAAGUACCCGGACUCGUCCCUCAUUACCCAGGGCUGGUUCUCGUGGCUCAUGACCGCCUUGGGGAUGGUGCUUGCGAUGCUGCCCAACGUCAUCUCGCAGAGGGUGCUGCAGCUCUACUUCCGCUUCGCCAUGUUCAUCUUCUUCGUCCUCUUUGCGUUCUACUGGAUCUGGUUUCCCAUCAAGGCUGCUGGGAAGUUCCAGUCGGCCGAUGGGGUCUUUGACAAGUUCUAUAAUGGCAUCAAUUUAGGGUCGGAGAAAGAGGCCUCCGAUGCGUAUGUUUGGACCAUUGGGAUCUUGUUCGGGGCGUGGGAGUUCUACGGGUACGACGCCUCGGCCCAUCUCGCCGAAGAGACGCACGAAGCAUCGGAUACUGUCGCGAAGGGCAUGUGGGCAGCUACGCUCUGUGCAUGGCUUUUGUCCGUUCCGACCCUCAUCAUGGUCCUCUUCUGCAUGCAAGAUUUCGACGGCAUAGUCUCAGCAAGCUACUCCAACAACUGGGCCGAGUACCUGGUCCAGCUCGUCGGCGCAGACGGUGCCGUGGCGCUCCUGGUCCUCUUCUGGCUCGACUCGACCUGCGCCACGGCCAGCUGCUUCAUGUCGGCCCAGCGCGUGACCUUUGCCAUCUCGCGGGACGGCGUCUUGCCUUUCUCGAGGUAUUUCCGAAAGCUCAGCAAGAACCGGAUCCCGGUCCACGCGGCCUUCUUGGUGUUCUUCCUAAGCAUUGCCAUCACCUGUGCUGUUAUCGGAUCCGUCGUUGCUUUCAGCGCCAUCACGGCGACGGCUACCAUUGUGACCAACUUCUCGUAUCUCAUCCCCAUUGCCGCGCGGCACACGAUCGGGAGGCGCGACUUCCAGCCGGCACACUUCAAUCUCGGGAAAUAUAGCGUUGUUGUUGGAUUGAUCUCAGUGCUUUACAUAAUGUUCCUUUUCGUGGUGCUCCUUCUACCUCAACUGUAUCCAGUCACAGCGGAAACUCUGAACUAUGCCCCUAUCUGCAUUGCAAUCGUCACGAUUGGAGAAGUGAUCGCCGAACGGGUCCAAGAGAACUGGGACAGCCUUUCAAUCGGGAAGUGGAAAUCCUUCGACGUGAAGGGGCGGGAGACGCUUGAAAUCAAGGUCACGGGUCGUUGGUAG
This is a messenger RNA of Diaporthe amygdali, 1617 nucleotides long. Its product is annotated as amino acid transporter. Lineage: Eukaryota; Fungi; Ascomycota; Sordariomycetes; Diaporthales; Diaporthaceae. Gene Ontology annotation, biological process: amino acid transport; transmembrane transport. Gene Ontology annotation, cellular component: membrane. The transcript has 7 exons. Gene Ontology annotation, molecular function: transmembrane transporter activity. The record is from RefSeq and is a predicted model, not a curated record. Bases 1 to 1617 code for a protein of 538 amino acids.